UCCUAAAUUGACUAAUUUUCUUUUGUUCUUUUAUCUCUUUUAUUUGUUCUCUCAUAUACCAUUCCUUAAUCUCUUAUUGUAAAUGGGUUCACGGCUUGGAAUGAACCAGCAACAGUCAUCGCCUUCAACUACUAGGAAACUUAUUACAGCCCUGUCCUCCAUCGAGAAUAAAAUCGAUUCAUUCCGACCUCAACAACAAAUAACCAAUGCUAAUAAGUCUACUAUGAAUCAAGAACAGCAAGAUAUAUUUCAAACUAUCCAAACGAAUGUUACUAAGGCUGACAUGAAUGGUCAGACAACUAAACGAUUUUUCAUUCCUCAAGAUAUUAAAGACAAAUUCUAUGCUAUUCAUCAUUUGGAUAAACCACAGGAGAAUAUCCUUGCUGCGAAGAAGAGCAACCGUGGUAGAAAAAGAAUACUUACUCCUGAUUCUGCACAGCAACAACAACAACAACAAAUAAAUUUAGAUAAAUUAACCAAUCGACGUCAUAAAAAACCUCGACAGCAGCAUGUAUCGCCCACCUUAUACCAAACCUGCACACAUUUAUGGCCCAAGCAACAAGAACAAGAUGGUUCAUCGAAUGAUCUUAGUUACGACAAUAUCAAAUUACUGAGUCAAAUAUUGAAAGUUCGUUUAAGUCAUGCCAAAUAUAAGUUGAUGCUCAAUCAGCAAUUAGAAUUACCAGAAGAAGACAAACCUAUCUUGCCCUUGAAAGAGCAAAGGUUUUUUCCACAUAGACUCUUUGGAAAACAGAAUGAAUCAUCAACAGCAGUUAGGAUCGGUAAUGGCAAUAAUCUAUUUCAUCGCUAUUACGCAAACAAACAGCAACAGCAGCAACAAAAACGGCAUUCAAUUGAUAAUACGGAAACAAUCACAUCAAAUGCUUUACUAGAAGUUUUAACAAGUCCUUACAGUGACACAAUUUCAACGCUAGGACUUCUACAAAAAACACCUCAAGGUAACAAUACCAACAAAAAGAUAACAACGGCUUGCCAUAAUUAUCCACCUACUGCUAAAGCUGGCAGCAGCAAGAAGGUGACGACACCAAAGAAAAGAUCAGCGGCCGCAGACAUUCUGCCUGUGAAACAACCUGAUGGUUCGAUGGUAUUUAUUUGCGAACCCUGUCAUAAGAAAUAUAAAAAUCGAAACGGAUUAGCCUAUCACUUGGAAAGAUGUAAAUACUCGAAGCACCCUAUCGCCACCUCAACAAAUGCCAUUAAUACCCAUAACAAUGCAGAUAAUACUGUCGGUGCUGCCACUGACAAAAGUAUGACAAAGGACGACGAACCUCCUCCUGGAAUUGUUGAACAAUCAGCCAUUUCACCAACAACACCAGGGGAUUUAGUAGCAGAAGCAGCAACGUUCAGCGUGAAUUCAGAAGAAGAGGGUCCCAGUUAUACAGUUACUUCAGGAACAUCAAUCACUACCCCUAACAUUAACGAAGAAAUUGAUGAGAAUAUGAAUUUGAUACAAUGGGAUAAAUGUCAAAAUUGGGGGAACUCUGAAUUCAUCGAACUACAAAAUGUGCCAACCGAACAUGAGGAUGAUAGUAGUGUAGAAAAAAACUUAUUACAUUGUUUAUUACAACAAACGGAUGAGAAUAGUCAGCAAAGCCCCAACAGUCAAAUACUCAGUAGUACUUUGAGCCAUAAUAACGAUUCCUUUUUGACGGCUAUAGCUAGUACGCCUCAAACGGAUACUGAUCCAUUCAACCAUUUGCAAGAUCUACUAUUUACAACACCAUUAAGAGACGAUAAUAAUACGUCAGCAAAACCGCCAUUAGCAACUUCUACUUCUAUGAAUGAUAAUAGUAUGAAUAACAACGAAGAUGAAGAGCUAUUCAGUCUACGUAGUUAUAAUUAUUCACAGCAUUCAGAAGCAUCACCACAUCUCUUUUUAAAUGAAACAAAUGAUAGUACACUUAACACUAUUCCUUCUGAAAAUCUAAAUACUGCUUCCUCUCAAUUACACAUAUGGGAAGAUUUUAAUGUAAAUUCUCUAGAUCAGAAUUGGAGCAUGCUGGAUGAGAAUGAACCUUUUUCGACUUAUGAUACCACAAAUUUUUUCUUUCUUCCAUAAUAAUUUACAUUUUGUACAUAAUAUAUAUUACAUAUUCUAUUAUUAGCCUAAU
Molecule: messenger RNA, 2132 nt
Organism: Mycotypha africana
Lineage: Eukaryota; Fungi; Mucoromycota; Mucoromycetes; Mucorales; Mycotyphaceae
Exons: 2
Coding region: 83-2080 (665 amino acids)
Source: RefSeq, a predicted model, not a curated record